AUGGAGCAGCCGGGGAUGGACAGCGAUGCUGACUCAGUGGCUGGACUUGAUCCGGAACUCGCAGCCACAAUGGGCUUCUCAGGCUUUGGAAAGAAAGCUCGAACGUUUGACUUCAAUGCGAUGUUUGAACAAACUCGAAGAACUGCUGUGGAAAGAAGUAGGAAGAUUCUGGAAGAGCGUGAGAAAGAGGCAGCUCAAAAAGAAAAAGAUAUUGGAAGCCGACGUGAUAGUGUCAAUCUGACAACUGCCCCUUCACAUACGAUUGCGAGAAUACCUUCUGGGGGUUCAGAUAGUAGUGAAAGUGAAGCCAGUUCAGAUGAAGAAUUAAUUGGGCCACCUCUACCACCCCAAGGACCAGUGGAAGAAUCAGAAGAUGACGAACUCAUUGGACCACCCCUUCCUCCUGGGUACAAGGGCAGUGAGGAGGAAGAGGAGGAGGAGGAAGAAGAAGAUAACAUGCAGGAAGAAGAUGAGCAUCCUGUCAAGAAGAUUCCCGACUCACAUGAAAUUACACUGCACCAUGGAACAAAAACAGUCUCUGCUUUAGGGUUGGAUCCAUCAGGUGCGCGUUUGAUAACUGGAGGCUACGACUACGACGUUAGAUUUUGGGAUUUUGCUGGAAUGGAUGCUUCUCUUCAAGCUUUUCGGUCUCUGCAGCCAUGCGAAUGUCACCAGAUCAGGUCCCUGCAAUAUAGCAGCACAGGGGAUGUAAUUCUUGUGGUCUCCGGUAACUCUCAAGCCAAAGUCCUUGACCGAGAUGGCUUCCCCGUAAUGGAGUGUGUAAAAGGAGACCAAUAUAUCGUGGACAUGGCAAACACCAAGGGGCACACGGCAAUGCUUAAUUCAGGCUGUUGGCAUCCCAAAAUCAAGGAGGAGUUUUUGACGUGUUCCAAUGAUGGGACUGUGAGAACGUGGGAUGUUAACAAUGACAAAAAGCACAAAGGCGUAUUUAAACCACGGUCAGCUCAAGGUAAACGAGUGAUUCCCACAAGCUGCACCUACAACAGAGAUGGAAAACUCAUAGCCGCGGGCUGCCAGGAUGGGUCCAUCCAGAUCUGGGAUAGGAAUAUGAAUGUUCAUACCAAGUUCCACUGCAGGCAGGCACAUGCUGCAGGCACUGACACUUCAUGCUUGACAUUUUCCUACGACGGCACUGCUCUCGCCAGUCGAGGGGGAGACGAUACCUUAAAAAUAUGGGAUGUCAGGAAAUUUAAAACACCUCUUAACUCAGUCGCAGGUCUGCCUAGCUUCUUCCCCAUGACAGACUGCUGUUUCAGCCCAGAUGAUAAAUUACUUGUUACUGGUACUUCUGUUAAGAAAGGCGGCGGCCAUGGAAAACUUAUUUUCUUUGAGCGAGAAACAUUUAAGAAAGUGUAUGAAAUAGAUGUCACAGAUGCGAGUGUCGUCCGUUGUCUCUGGCACCCCAAGCUGAACCAAAUCAUGGUUGGUACAGGAAACGGAUUAGCUAAAGUAUACUACGAUCCCAUCAAAAGUCAAAGAGGAGCAAAAUUAUGUGUUGUGAAGACAAAAAGAAAAGAGAGGCAAGCAGAGACUCUCACACAGGAUUAUAUUAUAACACCUCACGCACUUCCAAUGUUUCGCGAACCACGCCAGAGAAGUACAAGAAAGCAGCUGGAAAAGGAUCGGCUGGAUCCCAUGAAAUCUCACAAGCCUGAACCUCCAGUAGCAGGACCAGGUCGCGGUGGCCGUGUCGGAACUCAUGGCGGAACCCUGUCUUCAUACAUUGUCAAAAAUAUUGCCCUGGAUAAGACUGAUGAUAGCAACCCCCGGGAGGCCAUUUUACGACAUGCCAAGGAAGCGGAGGAGAACCCUUACUGGGUUGCCCCAGCAUAUUCAAAGACUCAACCGACAGCCGUUUUUGCUGAAGUAGAAUCUGACGAAGAUGAAACAGAUGACAAGCCAGAAUGGAAAAAACGUAAAAUUUGAAGAAUUUGAAUUGGAGGAGGCUCAGAAGAGAGCUGGAAUUAAGCUGAAUUAUUUUUCCUUAUGCAAGAGAAAACAAAUUUCUGCAAGCAAAAUGGCUUUCAUGCACAGGGCUUGAAAGAACACCACUGUAAAGAAAACUAGAAUCGCUUAGCAAUUUAUCUGCAUUUUGUAAACAGAGUUCAUAAAUAAAAGCUUAUUUUUUAAA
Messenger RNA from Euleptes europaea (tarantolino), 2152 nucleotides. It is a transcript of the gene WDR70, whose product is annotated as WD repeat domain 70. Lineage: Eukaryota; Metazoa; Chordata; Lepidosauria; Squamata; Sphaerodactylidae. Gene Ontology annotation, molecular function: protein binding. Gene Ontology annotation, cellular component: site of double-strand break; nucleus. The record is from RefSeq and is a predicted model, not a curated record. Gene Ontology annotation, biological process: regulation of DNA double-strand break processing. The transcript has 18 exons. Bases 1 to 1947 code for a protein of 648 amino acids.